This is a messenger RNA of Scophthalmus maximus (turbot), 4825 nucleotides long. RefSeq names its product pleckstrin homology domain-containing family A member 4 (gene plekha4). The transcript is spliced from 24 exons. Bases 279 to 4340 code for a protein of 1353 amino acids. The record is from RefSeq and is a predicted model, not a curated record. Lineage: Eukaryota; Metazoa; Chordata; Actinopteri; Pleuronectiformes; Scophthalmidae.
GGGGGCUGACAGAGAGUGCACUGUUGGGGACAGAGCGGCAGACUGACUGUUAGCGGCCAAGCGUAGGUAGAUCACCAGACAAGCACGGCUGCUACAAGUGCACAAGGCAGUGCAACAGCGAGAAAACAAAGACGGAGAUUCACACGUACGACCAGAGUAUAGAGGAGAGUAGCAGCAGCAGCAGAGUGCUGGGACCGUUUGGGCAACAGGAGCCUGUGGUAGCCGGGACGAGGGAGGCCAAGCCCGGGGAGAUGCUGUGAGGGUGAGCCUGCCAAGUGAUGGAGCUUGAAGGAACCAGCAGGCGGGCACAAUUAGUCAGAAUGGAGGACCAGGACAGAGUGAGCCAAACUUCCAGCGUGGCCACCAUUUCCUACUUUCCUGUCAUGACGGAAUAUGAUGGAAAGGUGCAAACAUUUGGGAAAAGAUGCCAGGCAGCCAAGAGAGACCCAAACUGUCCUGUGGUCAUUAGAGGAUGGCUCAACAAAAAAGAUAGCUCUGGGUUGAAGCUUUGGAAGAGAAAAUGGUUUGUCCUCUCCGACUACUGUCUGUUUUACUACAAAGACAGCAGAGAAGAAUCUGUGCUCGGCAGCAUCCCACUCCCGAGCUACAAAAUCCUGUUCUGCUCACCGCGAGAAUGCAAGAACAGAAAGUUCACCUUCAAGGUGGUGCACCAGGGAAUGCGCUCUUAUUUCUUCAGCGCUGACACUCAGGAGGAUAUGUUGGGUUGGGUCCGAGCCCUUUGCCAGUCAGCUGCGAUGGAGCCAGACAGCUGCAUGAACAGGCGAUGCUCAAGUUACCAGGAUUUCACACAGAUAGGUGGCAGCAGUGAAUCAGUGGACUUCCCCAAAUCCCCCUCUGAUGCAGAGGGUCCCUCCGAAAAACACAGGCACGUCAACAGGACUCUGAGUGAACCGAGUCAGCUCACUGGCGGGAGGAUGGGGACGUCGCACUCAGAACAGAGGGGGAGGCGGCGUGUGCGUCAAAGGAACAGCAGCCCUUCAAACAGAACACCCAGUCCCCCCGAAUUCAGCAGAAGGAGAGCUUGUGGUCCGAGUCAAGAGGAGGAUUCUUUUCCCGGCCAAAACACACCACCCACGCAGGCGGAAAUUAUGGGAACAGGCUCUUUGACCUCCAGGGGUCAGCUGGGGUCACGACCUCAUACACCAGUGGGUAGGGUUGACAUUCGACCUCACGACGACCUGGUCACGGUGCCACAGACCCUAUACUACACACCUUCCUCACCUAAGCUGGAGUUCAAAUCCACUCCCAACACUCCAGUCUCAGAAAGGUGGCAAAACAUAAGCAAGCCUAUUCCUACAUAUGGUUCAGUUCAUCAUAUCCCAAGUGGAAGACGGCCUUUAGGAAAGAGCUACUCCACAGGGGCAAACGCAGACUUACUGCCCCCUUUGCCCCCCUCGUCGAGAGCCGCACACGCUCCUCACCCACCACACCAGCACCACCACCAUCACCACCAUCAUCGCAACCAUUUAUCUGUUUGUGUGCUGCCGCCGGCUAUGGCGCCGAAGCCUGACCCGAGGGAUAUCCCACCGAUCAGACCUCUGGAAAGUGAUGCAGAUGCUGUGUUGACGAGGUUGUGCGGGUGUGACAAGCUUCUUCAGUCACUGUCUGUGGAACUGGCCCAGCUACAAAUGGAUAAGGAUAGCGUCCACUGUGCGCUAGAGGUGUCCCGACUGCAGCUGGAGGAGUGGCAGAGUCAGGGGCCGCGGGCCCAGGAGGAGGCGCUGACCCAAAAGGCUUUGCUCCAGGAAGAACUGGUCACAAUCCGGGCCAGAAUGUGUGACGUGUCAUUGGAAAUGGAGAGGGUGUGGAGCCAGUAUGAGAGGAUGGAGAGUGAACUGUCUGUCAUACGCUCACACCUUCAGCACAUCUGCAACUUUGGAAUGCCACAGGAGCAUUCUCAGGCUCAGAGAGAGCUGUGGAUGAUGGAGGACAUCCUCGCUGGACUAAAGGUCAACAGGGAUCAUUUCCGCUUCUUGCUGGGGCUACAGAGGCACCACAUGUUCCAGCCAACAGCCCCACAUCCCGGUUCCCCUGGCUCACCCACAGAGGGGCUGCAGAGCGGACCGCCAAUGGAUGAGGAACAGGAGCCACCAGUCCGCCCGGCGUUACCCCAUGAGCUGCUGGGAAGCCAACAGAGCAGGGACCUGGGCCAUGGCUAUACAGAGUCACCAUAUGAGGGGAUCUACAGCCACACUGUUGAGCCUGCACAUAGAAGAGGGAACAGCCCGCCUGACCCCCUUAUUGUGAAAGCACAGAGAGAUGCAUCUGAAUCACAGUCUGGUUCAAAGUGGAACCCACCAGAUACAACCAACCAAUCAGCCAAGAAGACAAAGAUGAGUGAAGGGGAGCAGAUUGAGCGGAUGAAGAGAAAUCAAGAGAGGGUGACUAAUAAGAAGAAACCUCCCAUAUCCUCUCUAGGUGCCCAGAGUCGAGGUUCAGAAACACGAGAGGAGGCACCCUUUCCUUUAAGGGUGACUCGAGUUGUUACAGCUGUACUGCCGUCGUCUCUUGUGGCCCGACGGGUUUCUGUUGAGGAUCCCCCGGCUGAGCUCGACAAUCCACUGCCUGAGCAGAUCCCACCUGAGAUGCAGCAAAGACUGGCUGAGCAGAGGGAAAAAAUGUUGAAUAAGCCACCGAGGCGUCUGCUGCUGGACAGCCCUGAUAAAAACCCGUCUUUGGCAGAAAUGCACCAGGAUCAGCCCGUUAAAAGGACAAGCAGACAGCAGCAGCUGGGAGUGCUGAGGUCUACCAAGAAAGAGCCGCGGCCGGAUGUGAGCAGAGCACAGUCUGCAGAGUCCUCAAGGAAUCCAACUCGAGACCAUGUGGGUUUGGGAAACGGAAAUUUGAGCUUGGACAGUAUGGCAGAGGAACGACACCUUGCCCCCCUGACCCCGGACAUGGACCCGGACCUCUGUCUGACCUCCGAGCAGAGGGAGGCCAAGCUCCGCCGUGUGGAACGAAUACGGGAGAGAGUCAUACGAAGCGCAGUCAGAGAGAGUGCUACUACACCCAGUCAACUACCAAUCAGGGGAGAGGUGCAGGAAGUUCACCAGAUGCCUCCUGACACAGCUAGAAAACAAAGGAUAAAAUCAGAUCAUGAAAACCAACAAUGGUACGAUGGCUAUGAAAACCGUGGGGAUAACACGAGAAAACCUGCAGGACUUCAGCUCUCGAGUGGAACACCUCAGGGCGAAGAUGACAGAGAUGGACAUGUGAAAAAAUCUAAAAGUCACAUCAAGUUUGGGGACAAAACACAACGCAAAGGUCACAGUGGAAGAACAGGGGUUGCCAAAACGAAAGUCAAACGUCCAGCCUCGCCAUAUCAUAUCUCAUCAAUGACCGUCUACCAAAAAGAUGGAGGCAUGGGAUUCAUAAAUUGCAAAAUUGAAGAAGAUAAUAUGUCCGAAGAAUCCGCUGCUGAUGAUAAUGAAAGUAAUUUUUCAUCUUCCGAUCUGAGAGCCAAGUGGUUCCUCUCCACCAACCAGUGGCAAGGGUUCAUGCCUUUGCAGAUCCAUGGCAUAGACUCACUGUGCAAUGAGGACAAAACGGACAUUGAGCAACAACCAGCGUGCGCUGACGACGACGCUGAUUCCAGUGAGAUGUCGUCCACGGUGUCUGAAAGCUUAGAGAAGAUGAAAGAGAACCAUUCACUCUUCUAUAAGAUUGCAUGUGACAUCAGUAUCUCAGACACAGACAUAACAAAGAAUGAUGGCAACACCAACGUCCAGGUUUCAUGUAGGCCGGAGGAGGAAGAAGAACUGUUGAUCACUAAAUCUGCACCAGAUCACCUGACCAGUAAUGCGGUGAGAUCUUCCAACCAAGACAGCAGCCUGGGUUUGGCAACAGAUGCAGAUGAAAGUAGCCUCUCAACUGUAAGCAAAGUCCAGGAUUCAACAGUGGAAACCCUGGAAAAAAUAACAUUAGACAUCUCAGCCAGUCCAGCAAAAGAUGCAUGUGUUUAUGGAGAGUUCCAAAGACAAGAAUGUGAAGACACCUCAGGGCACGAGAACCAGCCGAAAGUCAAAGACACCAACCAUGGAGAUUCUGCUCAGGAUGCUGAUUCUAACCAGGCCCCGGAUGAACGUGCAAAGGAAAGAGAAGAACACGGUUGUGUGAACGAAGACAGGAAGGUGGACCAAGACAGAUCGGAUGAGCUGACGCACUGUGGCGGUUCAAGUGAGGAGAGCAAAGACAUGGUUCAAGAACGAGGCGAAAGCGACUCGGUCACUCCGUCCGGCUCUGUGUAUGAGGGCAGAGGCAUGAGUCGGAGUGCUUCUUUUGGGAAGGCACGAGUAACGGUGCUAAGGACAAGUCUGUAGGAGCAAGAGCAGCAGCAGCUUAAGGAGCUUAUAUGAACGAACUUGGGAAGGGCGAGAACACAGUUAAGUGAUUUAUGGUAAAGGAAACGUGCCCCGGCGGGACGGACUUAAAGUGACUGAAGGAAACUGGACUUAACUGGGAGAUGGAAGUGGUAAAAUGGGAACAUACGAUAUCAGAAAUGAAAAUAAUCCUGGGUGAAGAGUUCCAUUGUUCUUAAUAUGUGCAUGGUCUCACGAAAAUGUCCUGAAUACAAAAACUGCGUCUUCAAGUAUAGUGUUGUUCUUGUGGUUGAUGAACACCAAAUAUCGCACAUGCCUGGAAUUUGCGACUUAUACUUUCAUUCCUAUCAAAAUAUACAUCUAAUGUAACACGGAAAUUAUUGAUGAUUUGGAUGGCAACGUAACCCUGUUACUAACACUGUGUCAAAAUAUGUUUUGUAUCUCAAAAAAAGAGAGAAAAGAUUAAUAAAAAAUGAUGUGUGUGA